This is a messenger RNA of Lactuca virosa, 1056 nucleotides long. The record is from the annotation of a GenBank genome assembly. NCBI's taxonomy places the organism in Eukaryota, Viridiplantae, Streptophyta, Magnoliopsida, Asterales, Asteraceae.
AUGUGGCCUUUACAUAUCUUCUUAAACAAACUACUGAAUGGAGGAUAUAAUGUUCAUGAAGACGAUGUAAAUUCGGUUGCAUCACACAACUUCAAAUCAGCAUUCAGAAACGAGAAAAAAGGCAAGAAAGACUUAUCGAUCCAGUCACACUUCAUUGAUGUCCCACAUAUAAAACAAAAACACACAUGGGAUUGUGGCAUUGCUUGUGUUUUAAUGGUUUUGAGAACCCUUCACAUCAAUCAUUAUGAUAUCGAAGAUCUUCAGGCAUUUUGCAAUACCAAUAGUAUUUGGACAGUGGAUUUGGCAUAUUUACUGCACAAAUUUUCUAUCAACUUCUCUUACAUCACUGUAACUUUAGGUGCUAAUCCGAGUUUUUCAUUGGAGUCAUUUUACAAGAAGCAAUUAGGUGAUGAUAUAGUAAGAGUAAAUAUGUUGUUCAACAGAUCACGAGAAGCAGGGAUAAAUAUAGAGUGUAGGUCAAUCAAGGGAGAUGAAAUUGCACUAUUGAUUAUGUCCGGAAAAUAUAUUGUUAUAGCUUUGGUUGAUCAGUUCAUUUUGAGUCAGUCGUGGAUAGAAGAUUUUUAUAUAUCAGAUUUUUAUAUCGGUACCUCUGGUGGUUAUACUGGUCAUUAUAUUGUGAUAUGUGGUUAUGAUGCUGUUACAGAUGAAUUUGAGAUUCGGGAUCCAGCUAUUUCUAGGAGUAGAGGGACAAUAUCGUCAAGAUGCUUGGAAAAAGCUCGCAAAUCUUUUGGAACAGAUGAAGAUAUACUCUUGAUUCAUCUAGAGAAUGUAGAUACUUAAAACAACAAUAUGGUGAGGGCUUAUAUGUAAAUUUUCAAAGUUUGAUGCCUAAAAUGAACUCUUACUAAAGUACGUUGCAUUUUCAAUGUAUUUGUUUGAGUUAAUUUGGCACAAACAUUACAUAUCAAUAGGUGCACUUUAAAGUGGUUAUAUAGAUAUGAGAUAAUAGUAUUAGCCAAAAGGACCAUUUGUGUAAAAUAUUUUGGGUAUCAUGAGGACCAUUGUCUGAUAAAACAUGAAAGUUGGAUUAGGGAC